Mus pahari (shrew mouse) is the source of this 6130-nucleotide messenger RNA. RefSeq names its product protocadherin 9 (gene Pcdh9). The transcript has 5 exons. Gene Ontology annotation, molecular function: calcium ion binding. The record is from RefSeq and is a predicted model, not a curated record. Lineage: Eukaryota; Metazoa; Chordata; Mammalia; Rodentia; Muridae. Gene Ontology annotation, cellular component: plasma membrane. The coding region runs from base 730 to 4317 and encodes 1195 amino acids. Gene Ontology annotation, biological process: homophilic cell-cell adhesion.
CAAGAAAUUCAGUUCAGAGAGAGGAGAGAGAGGAGAGGGAGAAGGAGAGGGGGGUAGAAGAGAAGGGGAAAACGAAGAGUACGCGAGGUAGGAAGGAGAGCCUCGUCUCUGAAGCGCGAAAGGACUCACGGAUUAAGAAUUUGCCGGGCAAUUGGCACCCCGGGAAAACAUCCAGAAAAUCACCAUCACCCAACUCUGACGUUUCCUACUAGAAGUUAGAGACUUCAGCAGUAUUGCCAUCGGAUGCAAAUGGUAGGCUGGAUGCGGUGGGAUACACUCCCGAGCUGAAGAAGUGCAAUCGGAUGUGGUGUGCGUUAAAUACCAGAAGAGCCCAGACCCCGUGGGUAAAAGCGAGGAAAUGUGGAGAGAAUGACUAACGACAAAUCUGUGAAUUUGUUCCCGGGAGUUGCUAAUUUGCCAGCCCGAAGCCACACGUUUUACAAGGAGGAAACGUUUUGCUGCUUGUGAAUUCUCCCCAAACUGGUGCUACCAGAUGCAUGGCUUUCUAUGUGUUGGAGCAAAUCCUUCUUAACUGCAGCCUACCGGGAAAGGGGCAAGGUUGAGGCAACUAACUGGCUGUCUCCACAUAAGAGAUGAGAUGUAAUGCCUCCUCCUCUUCCUCCUCCUCCUCCUCCAGUCCAUGCACACUUCCUCUUGCAAUUCGAGCAUCACUCCUCAGUGGGAACCUUUAAACUCUAAAAUCCAGGAAAAGAAAAUAAAGACACUAUCAUGGACCUGAGGGAUUUUUACCUGUUGGCUGCUCUGAUUGCCUGUUUAAGGCUGGAUUCCGCAAUAGCUCAAGAACUUAUUUACACUAUUAGAGAGGAACUGCCUGAAAAUGUGCCCAUAGGAAAUAUACCAAAGGAUCUGAAUAUUUCUCACAUCAAUGCUGCCACAGGGACCAGUGCCAGCCUUGUCUACAGACUGGUUUCAAAAGCUGGGGAUGCCCCUCUGGUGAAAGUAUCCAGUAGCACUGGGGAGAUUUUCACAACCUCCAACAGAAUAGACAGAGAGAAACUCUGUGCUGGAGCUUCUUACGCUGAGGAGAAUGAGUGUUUCUUUGAACUUGAGGUGGUGAUCCUCCCCAAUGACUUUUUCAGGCUGAUCAAAAUCAAGAUCAUUGUCAAGGAUACCAAUGAUAAUGCCCCCAUGUUUCCGUCUCCUGUCAUCAAUAUCUCCAUCCCAGAGAACACUUUGAUCAACAGCCGCUUUCCAAUCCCAUCAGCCACAGACCCUGACACGGGCUUCAAUGGGGUACAGCAUUAUGAAUUACUAAAUGGACAGAGUGUUUUUGGACUGGACAUCGUGGAAACUCCGGAGGGAGAAAAGUGGCCACAAUUGAUUGUUCAGCAGAACUUGGAUAGAGAACAAAAAGAUACCUAUGUGAUGAAAAUCAAAGUGGAGGAUGGGGGCACUCCACAGAAAUCCAGCACAGCCAUUCUCCAGGUCACAGUAAGUGAUGUCAAUGACAACAGGCCAGUGUUUAAAGAGGGUCAAGUAGAAGUGCAUAUUCCAGAGAAUGCUCCUGUGGGCACCUCUGUAAUUCAGCUCCAUGCUACUGAUGCAGACAUAGGCAGUAAUGCUGAAAUCCGGUAUAUUUUUGGUGCCCAGGUCGCCCCUGCAACCAAAAGACUCUUUGCUUUAAAUAACACAACUGGGCUGAUCACAGUUCAGAGGUCUUUAGAUAGGGAAGAGUCAGCCAUUCACAAAGUGACAGUGCUGGCUAGUGACGGCAGCUCCACUCCUGCCAGGGCCACUGUGACCAUCAAUGUCACAGAUGUAAAUGAUAACCCUCCGAACAUAGACCUCAGGUACAUUAUAAGUCCCAUUAAUGGCACGGUGUAUCUCUCUGAGAAAGAUCCAGUCAAUACAAAGAUUGCCCUCAUUACAGUUUCAGAUAAGGACACAGAUGUGAAUGGCAAAGUGAUCUGUUUUAUUGAAAGAGAGGUCCCAUUUCAUCUGAAGGCAGUGUAUGACAACCAGUAUCUGCUAGAGACCUCUUCCCUGCUGGACUAUGAGGGCACCAAAGAAUUCAGCUUUAAAAUCGUUGCCUCUGAUUCUGGGAAGCCCAGUUUGAAUCAGACUGCCCUGGUAAGGGUUAAGCUUGAGGAUGAAAAUGACAACCCACCAAUUUUCAACCAGCCUGUAAUUGAGCUGUCAGUUUCCGAAAACAACCGACGUGGGUUAUACUUAACAACUAUUAGUGCUACAGAUGAAGACAGUGGGAAAAAUGCAGACAUUGUUUAUCAGCUUGGACCGAAUGCCUCCUUCUUUGAUCUGGACAGAAAGACAGGAGUUUUGACAGCCUCCAGAGUCUUUAACAGGGAGGAACAAGAGCGGUUCAUUUUUACAGUAACUGCCAGGGACAAUGGGACCCCUCCCCUCCAGAGCCAAGCAGCAGUGAUAGUUACUGUUCUGGAUGAGAACGACAAUAGCCCCAAGUUUACUCAUAAUCAUUUUCAGUUUUUUGUGUCUGAGAAUCUGCCAAAGUAUAGUACUGUGGGGGUAAUCACAGUGACAGACGAAGACGCUGGAGAGAAUAAAGCUGUGACUCUUUCCAUUCUAAAUGACAAUGAAAAUUUUGUGUUGGAUCCCUAUUCGGGAGUCAUAAAGUCCAACGUCUCCUUUGAUAGAGAGCAGCAGAGUUCCUACACGUUUGAUGUCAAAGCCACCGAUGGAGGACAGCCACCCCGGUCCUCUACUGCAAAAGUCACUAUCAAUGUCAUGGAUGUCAAUGACAAUAGUCCAGUUGUCAUUUCUCCACCGUCCAACACCUCCUUUAAGUUGGUGCCCCUCUCAGCCAUUCCUGGUUCUGUGGUUGCUGAAGUGUUUGCGGUGGAUAUUGACACCGGAAUGAAUGCAGAACUCAAGUAUACCAUAGUGAGCGGGAACAACAAAGGAUUAUUUCGAAUUGAUCCAGUAACGGGCAAUAUCACCUUAGAAGAGAAGCCAGCACCUACUGAUGUGGGCCUGCACCGUCUCGUGGUCAACAUAAGUGACCUGGGGUACCCUAAGGCUUUGCACACUCUCGUGCUGGUAUUUCUUUAUGUGAACGACACUGCUGGAAACACCUCGUAUAUAUAUGACUUGAUCCGUAGGACUAUGGAGACUCCGCUGGACAGAAACAUAGGAGAUAGUGGUCAACCUUAUCAGAACGAGGACUAUCUCACCAUCAUGAUUGCCAUCGUUGCUGGGGCCAUGGUGGUCAUCGUUGUGAUCUUUGUCACGGUGCUGGUGCGCUGUCGCCAUGCGUCGAGGUUCAAGGCCGCUCAGAGGAGCAAACAAGGGGCUGAAUGGAUGUCCCCAAACCAGGAGAAUAAACAAAACAAGAAAAAGAAACGGAAGAAAAGAAAGUCACCCAAGAGUUCUCUUUUGAACUUUGUUACUAUCGAAGAGUCCAAACCCGAUGAUGCAGUUCAUGAACCUAUCAAUGGGACCAUAAGCCUGCCUGCCGAGCUGGAGGAACAGAGUAUAGGAAGAUUUGACUGGGGCCCAGCCCCUCCAACAACCUUCAAACCUAACAGCCCUGACCUGGCCAAGCACUACAAAUCUGCUUCUCCUCAGCCUGCCUUUCAUCUCAAACCUGACACUCCAGUUUCCGUGAAAAAGCACCACGUCAUUCAAGAGCUCCCUUUGGACAACACCUUUGUUGGGGGCUGCGACACCCUUUCCAAACGCUCCUCUACUAGUUCAGAUCACUUCAGUGCCUCAGAGUGCAGCUCCCAAGGAGGCUUCAAGACAAAGGGCCCAUUACACACCAGACAGUGUAACACACACAGCAAAAAUGACAAUAUUCCUGUCACACAUCAGAGAUGUCCCGGCCCUACCAGCUUCCACAUUCUAGAGAAUGAAGAAAGUCAUUCUGAGCCACAGGACGAAUUCUACGACCAGGCCUCUCCGGACAAGAGGACCGAAGCAGAUGGCAACUCGGAUCCCAAUUCUGAUGGACCUCUGGGUCCCCGUGGGUUAGCUGAAGCUACAGAGAUGUGCACUCAAGAGUGUCUGGUUUUGGGUCACUCUGAUAAUUGCUGGAUGCCUCCUGGCUUGGGUCCAUACCAACACCCUAAAUCUCCUCUGUCAACCUUUGCACCCCAGAAAGAAUGGAUCAAGAAAGACAAGCUUGUGAACGGGCACACCCUGACAAGAGCGUGGAAAGAAGACACCAACAGGAACCAAUUCAAUGACCGUAAGCAGUAUGGCUCCAAUGAAGGCCAUUUCAACAAUGGCGGCCACAUGGCAGACAUUCCUCUGGCAAAUCUGAAGUCCUAUAAGCAAGCAGGAGGCAUGAUUGAGAGUCCUAAGGAGCACCAACUUUAAGAUGAAGCUGUAUGGGACCUAAUACCUUUAAUCUAAACAGACAUGCUAAUACUGUGUGUUGGAGCUUUAUGUAUUCGAUAGAUCUCUACAACUAUGCCCCUUAUAGUAGGGAAUACUCAUAACUUUGUGUUAGCACGAUGGAGGAUAAAAUGCUUUGCAACAUAAGAGAGAAAAUAGUUCUACUAGCCAUGUGAUGAUGUUCUUUACUAGAAUUGAUUAAACUCUCCAGAGAUCUCUCCAUUGUGCAAUUUAUUUUUAUUACUGCAUUUCCUUUUGACCCUGGACUGCUGCUAUGAACAAUAGAAUAUGCAUUUGGAGAGUAAGAAAGUUCCACGGAUUAGAGUGACUGACAAAACAUAUCCAGUUAGAAAUUUGUGCUCUUUUUGUCUUUGAUUUAUGCUGGGACCUCUAUACUUGACAUUAUACUUCAAACAAAACUUUAAAAGAUAAGCAUUAAACCUAUUGUGCUGUUAACACCGUUAGUGGACACUUGUAAGUCAAUCAGUGUUAAAGUAUUUGUAAAUAGAAGCAAGCUAUUAUUAACAAUUUUGUGUACUUAUAGCACUCACCUAAAAAUGUUGUAGCAUAAUUCUGUGUUGAUGGUUGCUUCUUUCCUUUUCUCAACUGCCCUCUUUCUUCUUAUUUUUGUUGUUUCUUUCAGUGAGGUGUUUCUGCGUUAGUAGUCUGUCUUGGCACACAUUGUUCAAAGAAUCUUAAAUAUUUGUGUUUUAAAAUGGUUCUGAAAUAUUGCUUCUUCUACAAUAACUUAGAAUGUUAGAACUCUGUAAAAAUAUAAAGACAAAAGAAAAUAUGAAAACUUCAAACAACAAUAGCAGCAGACAGAUACUUCUGCAAACUCUUGGAAAUUCAGAACCUCUUUUUGACAUCCUUAUAUUCAAAGUAGGCAAAAUUAAAAAUGACUUAAUUAGUACCAUUAAGUGAGAAAGUGAUGGGAAUGUGUUAUCCAUCAAAUGUGAUAUAAUAUUAUGUACUUGUUACUCUUUCAAAACUAAUGUAUUAAAAUCAGUAUAUAUUGAAGAAAAAAUCAUUACUCAAAAAUAGUUUCAAUUGGGCAAAUGUGUGUCUCCAACUUUGUUGAAAUGACAGAGUUUGUGUUGAUCCUCAUAUACAAUACUGUUGUUGUAACACAAGUGUUAUUAGACCAUAGCCACAAAAUAUUUAAUGUGUUGUGCCUUCAUGAUGUAACAGAACAUUCUCCAGGUAGGUAGUUGGGGAAAAUAAAGGGAUAAAUCUCUAAUUAUUGCUGUUUAACUGUUUGUUAUCAUAGUUGGUCAAUGCCUGGCAGGUACCAGCAUUUUGUCACUUGGGUCAAACCAAGGGAGUGACAGAUAAUGUUAAUAAGAUCUCAGUUGCACGUGCAAACAAAUCCAAAUUUGAACAUUCUUAGGAGGUUUUUUGUUAAGGCAUGACAGAUGAUUUAAACAAAUAAAUAGCAUGCAACAAAAUGUCUUUAUUGAAAGGAGUGAAAGUUAUAUUAACGCCACGGUUCACCAUCAAUUUAAAAGUUAAAAAAAAAAGAAAAAAGUUAAAAAAAAUCGCUAAUCCGAUAGUUAAUUUGUUCUUACCAAAAAUAAAGUUACUUUGUAAAUAGCAGUUCACAUUUUUCCACAGUAUAAUGGAAAAUAAUGGGUAGGGGUGCAUUGCUUAUUGAAGUCAUUUUUGUCGGUUUGUGAGGGGUGUUUGAUGACUUUGACAAAAUAAAUAUCUAAACAAUUAUCCUUGUUACUGCUUUGCCAGUUCUACGUUAUUUACAAUUAUUCAGCUCUUGCAAUAAAUGUUCUGAAUUACUGAU